AGCAGUCCAGUCGCAGUGUCUGCACCCUGUUUGAGUCAACUUGACGAGUCGAGAUGGCAAAUGUGUUGAGAAAUUCCGCCAAAUUCGGGUUUUCAGGUGUGUUGUCCCAGUUGUCCAUCCACAGUAGACAUGGGAGAGAGUGUGUGUCGCCGUGCUUCUCUCUGCAGCAGAGAAACAGCUCUACCUCACCUAAGAUCAAGGUGGACCUGGACAACAGUACAGGUGUAGCUGUGUUGAGGAUGCAGAGCCCCCCUGUCAACAGUCUGAGUCUGGACUUCCUCACUGAGUUCUGUAUCAAUCUGGAGAAACUAGAGAUGGAUAAGAGUUGUAGAGGUCUGAUCAUCACCUCGACCCUCUCCAAGGUGUUCUCUGCGGGGCUAGACAUCAUGGAGAUGUAUGGGAAAAGUCCGGAGCGCUGUGGAGAGUUCUGGAAGGCUGUUCAGGAGAUGUGGCUCAAACUCUACGGAUCCAACAUGGCCACCAUAGCUGCCAUCAACGGCUCUAGUCCAGCAGGUGGCUGUCUCAUGUCUAUUGGAUGUGACUAUAGGAUCAUGGCUGAUAAUCCUCGCUACAGCAUCGGACUCAACGAGACUCAGCUCGGCAUCGUAGCUCCCUUCUGGUUUAAAGACACGCUGGUGAACACGGUUGGUAACCGGGCAGCAGAGCUGUCGUUGGAGCUGGGUCUGUUGUACAGCGCUCCUGAUGCCCUGAAGAUCGGCCUGGUGGACCAGUUAGUCCCUGAGGACCAGGUCCUCUCCACUGCACAGGUCACCAUGUCCAAGUGGCUGGCUGUACCAGACCAUGCCAGACAGAUCACCAAGUCCUGGUCAGAAUACAGACCUUGA
Messenger RNA from Oncorhynchus masou masou (cherry salmon), 845 nucleotides. Its product is annotated as enoyl-CoA delta isomerase 1, mitochondrial-like. The coding region runs from base 54 to 845 and encodes 263 amino acids. The transcript has 7 exons. Gene Ontology annotation, biological process: fatty acid beta-oxidation. The record is from RefSeq and is a predicted model, not a curated record. Gene Ontology annotation, molecular function: delta(3)-delta(2)-enoyl-CoA isomerase activity. Gene Ontology annotation, cellular component: mitochondrion. NCBI's taxonomy places the organism in Eukaryota, Metazoa, Chordata, Actinopteri, Salmoniformes, Salmonidae.